AUGGAGUUCUUCUUAUCACGAAAGGCUAUAUUGGAGCGCGAAUUAGCAGAAGUCAAUGCCACCAUUUCGGUUCUCUCUCUAACACGCGAAAAUGCGGAUCAAGCGGAUAUCGAUGCCGCCAUUGAGGUUCUUUCUGAAGUACUUAACCAGGACGAGAACGAGUACGAAGUGGCUGUGGAUGACCCCGAUGAUACUUCUCUCGACCUUCCGGACUCUUUGGAUACUACCUCUGACGAGGAGGAUAUAGGGAUGAGCGAGUCUUCUCCCCAGCAACCACUUUCCAAGCUGUCACUUCUAAUCAAUCCAGCAGAUCUACCAAGAGAUGGUCGAUAUGUGGACACAAGGCUCAAACAGGAUGAGUGGCUCUUGGAAAAGCCUGAUCGGUGCCUUUCGCGAGAUGUUCUUUUUGCGAUGUAUCUUGCUGUGACCAAAAAUCGGCUUAAUUCAGUCGACUGUCCUGUCAUCUUUCUCGCCCACCCCGGCGCUGCACACUGUCCUAUACAUCAAACUUGCACUCACUGGGAGCUAAGGUGGGAGGACAGGCCCCGACGAGAACCCGGAUCCAUUGAGUUGGAAUUGUUCUGCCUCGACCCUAAGGCCCGCGAGAGGUUUGCGGGGCCUAAGUUGUGUUUCUUUGACCACGAGCAUCGUCAGCCUAUCAAGUGCGAGCCAUCCUACCUGUUCAAUGCUUUGAAGCCUAAUUUCAGCAGUCUCAAGGCAACUAAUCUUGAUUUGGUUUUAUUCCGAAUGGUUGAACCUCGUAAUGAGUCCGGUGAUGAGUUGGAUGGUGAGGCGUAUGAUCAGAAAAUGGCUUUCGGGCUCAUGGAUCAGUAUGGCCGCCAUUUUGUAACUGUGUUACGAGAAUGA
This is a messenger RNA of Fusarium redolens, 867 nucleotides long. RefSeq lists its product as uncharacterized. The transcript has a single exon. Lineage: Eukaryota; Fungi; Ascomycota; Sordariomycetes; Hypocreales; Nectriaceae. The record is from RefSeq and is a predicted model, not a curated record. Bases 1 to 867 code for a protein of 288 amino acids.